UUGCUACAUUUCUCCUUGUUUAGGUCAGAGAGGGAGGAGCUAUGUGACGUGAAGAACUUCCAGAUCAAAGCACGGAAUAACAAGAAGAAACAGCAAGUGUUUGUGUCUUUGUAUAAUGAGGACGAAGGUCAGGAAGAGCUGAUGGAGCCCAAGGGGAAGGUGGGUAAGAAGCGAAGGGAUCGUCUAAAGAGGUCUGAGGUCAAGAUGGAGAAGCAAGAUCUGUCAGAAGAUACAUCUGAAAGCCCUGUAGUUGACGGCAUAGACCAAACAGACGUCCAGGACCUCAAAGAAGUCGCUGUACAGGAUGAAGGGGAGGAUGAUGAGGAGUUCCUGGUUCCUAAGAAAAAGAAGAAGCUGGAAGAGACUGCUGUAACCCCGAAUGAGGAGGUGGCCAAGGAAAGGACUGAAAAACCUCAAUGGCUUAAAAAGAAAAUGAGGCACAGGGGCGGACGCCUACUUUCCAGGUCCAUGACGGUGAAGAUGGCUGGAAGAGAGUUCAGCCGACAGAGACUCCAAGCCUACGGGCUGAAUCCAAAGAGACUCCACUUUAGAGAGCUGUACAGACAGAAGAGAAAAGAGCGGGAGAAAAAGGAAAAGCAGCAGAAAAAGAGCAAACCGUCAUGCUGAAAGUAAACCAUUUUGAGUUUGUGUUUGGCAUAUUGAAUUUUAUUGUAUUUUUUUCACGAGGGACCA
Molecule: messenger RNA, 693 nt
Organism: Sinocyclocheilus anshuiensis
Lineage: Eukaryota; Metazoa; Chordata; Actinopteri; Cypriniformes; Cyprinidae
Product: protein KRI1 homolog
Exons: 2
Coding region: 142-627 (161 amino acids)
Source: RefSeq, a predicted model, not a curated record